This is a messenger RNA of Aphis gossypii (cotton aphid), 710 nucleotides long. RefSeq lists its product as uncharacterized. The transcript has 2 exons. Bases 146 to 655 code for a protein of 169 amino acids. Lineage: Eukaryota; Metazoa; Arthropoda; Insecta; Hemiptera; Aphididae. The record is from RefSeq and is a predicted model, not a curated record.
CAUUGUUAAAUUUUUAACAAAUAAUAAAUAAAUGUAAUAAUUAUCUAUUGCAAACUGAUUAGCUGUUUGCCUGUACCUACACAAUUCAAUGCAAAUCAUAAUUUAAAAAUUUAAACAACUUUUACAAUUGUUCAAUAAAUUAAUAAUGAUAAAUGUAGUUCAAUUAUUAGUUCUUAUUAAAACAUUUUAUUCUAGUAUUGUUAAUAGGAUAUUUGGAUAUUUAGAGAAUAUUUUGCACAAUGAUAUUGGUGAAAACAUUCGAUUAAAUGAAAAAAAUCAAUUUUCGAAAACUGUAAUAGAGCCACCAGAAAGAAUUCAAAUUUAUAAAAAUGUAACUAAUCGAAAAAUGCAUAAUUAUGCAAAUAACCAAGAGAAUAGUUCUGAAAUCAACAACAAAUUUCGAAAAAAAGAAACAUCGCAGAAAAAAAUUAAUUACAAUUUUGGAGACACAGAAUCUGUAGCAUGUUAUAAUGAUAUCGAAACACUAAAAACAUCCAUAAAUAAUAGUGGUUUAUAUCAUGGAAUAUUCUAUGAAAAUAUGAAAUGUAAUGAAACAAAAAUCAAAGAAGACGAAGAAAAGAAGUUUUUAUUUUUUGAAUCAAUGCGUCGAGAUAUAAUGGGAAGAACUCGACGGUCUCGACCAAAAACAUAUUAAUUAAUUAUUAUAAUAAUGUAUUGUUUAUUAAUACAACUGUAGAAUUAUAGUUAUA